Molecule: messenger RNA, 1950 nt
Organism: Papaver somniferum (opium poppy)
Lineage: Eukaryota; Viridiplantae; Streptophyta; Magnoliopsida; Ranunculales; Papaveraceae
Product: putative F-box protein At1g32420
Exons: 1
Coding region: 112-1509 (465 amino acids)
Molecular function (GO): protein binding
Source: RefSeq, a predicted model, not a curated record
UUCUUUCAGCAGACAAAUCGUUUCGUGAAAAACCCUAGUCUCUUUCUUCCUAUAUCUCAAAAUCUCCUCUGUAACUCGUUUUUCGGCGGUUCGCUUCCGUUUUGAUUAACGAUGCCUCCGAAAUUGGAUACGACGCAGAUAGCACAAGCAGGAGCAGCAAGUUCUCUAGCACCAAAAAUCGGUGAAGAUGAUAACAACGGUAAUGUUUCAAACACGAUUACUAGCAGUAGUUUCCAUUCAUGGAGUGUUAAUGUAGAUGAUGGUAUAAUUUGUGAGAUAUUUAGCAGAUUACCGGUUAAGUCACUUAUGCGGUUCAAGUGCUUGUCUAAACAUUGGUGUUCUGUGAUUCAAAAAGAUCAACAUUUUAUUGAUUUACACUUUCUUCAAUCAAAAGCACGAACAAAUCUCCUUCUUACGGUUCCAAGAGAAAGAAACGGUUACAUACAAUCGUGGUCAGUGGAUGACAAUUUGUAUCCAUUUCGAUAUUUUUUGGCAAUUGCUGAUCUAUUUAGCGAAGGCGGGGAAGUGCCAUCAGUAGUUCAUACUACCACACGGGAGAUUGAUACGGGAUCGUAUAGUAUUACAAAACCGGUAAAUGGUUUGAUCUGUUUAUUUGAUUCCGAAGAGAACCUUGGUGUUCGAGUUUGCAAUCUUAGUACCCGUCAAGUUACAACAUGGAUUAGAUCAACAUUCCUAUCCAACUUCGAUUUAAAAGAUAAAGGCGCCCAUUACCUAAUGUCCUCGAGGUGUAAUUUGGGAUUCGAUCCUGCCACUAAGGAGCACAAAGUGAUUUGUAUGUGGACAGUUCGUGGCGGUCCAGUUUGCGAAGUCUUGACUUUAGGAGAUCGUACAUGGAGAAUAAUCGACGAUGUCCUCCCAGCAUACAAUUAUACAAAUUCAUAUACUUAUGGAGAUUCUAUUUAUGUGAAUGGUUUUAUAUAUUACGAGCCACAAAUGAUAAAGUUUAGCUUUGAGGAUGAUAAGCCUAUAGUCAUAGUCGCAUUUGAUGUUGGAAAGGAGAAAUUUAGAGCUAUAGAAAUUCCUGAUUUCAUUCUUGACCAGAUUUCCGAUAGUAAUCGAUUGUCAACUGUACAAUUGUUAGAAAUCGAUCGUCAUCCAGCUCUCUCAAGUGGAACAAGCCGUGACAUCUUCAAGAUAUGGUUAUUUGAUGAUGAAUAUAGCAAUGGUUGUAGAACUAAUACUUGGACCGCAGUUACAGUUGAGUUACCCGUCAAUUUGGUGUAUCCAGAUGGUAAUAAGGUUCAGUCUGACCGUUUCAGUGUUCGUUUCCAUUCAGUCACAGGAACGGGCUUUAUAAUCCUAUAUUUAUACUGCUGGUAUCGAAUGUGGCUUGGUUUUGAGUUUGCACCCCAAGUCUCUACUUAUUCUUACAAUUUGAGAACUAAGAUAUUCACAGAGAUUAAAAUCAAGGGGCUCCCAUCAGGACCACAUCUUAAGUUUGUACCAUGUAUAUCAACUUUCACCGAGAGUCUUUUACCUGUUCAAUAGCUAGCAUACAAUACUCAACAUCUUGGCAAGUAUGGAAGCUGGAUUUGUUAUCCAUAGUUACGGUGUUUGCUUUUGACAUGCAACGAAAUCAAAGGAUUCUAUCUGAUCGAUGUUAUACUUUCAUACGGUUGCUAUAAUUACAUGCUGGUGGGACUCUGAUGAGCUCGUUGUCACUUGGCGUAGGAGUCACUUCGCGGUCGGGGGUGAAGGUCACUUGGCAGUCAGAGGUCUUAGGAUGCUUUGAGUCUUUUGAUCAGAUGGUUCAUAUCUUACAAAUCCAAGAACGUAAUUCGACGUUUCGAUUGUGCACCCUUACUAGUGAUUACAUGGAUAUGGUCUUAGCUAGCUUAGAAUUUUAACAGUAUGAUCUCCUACCUAUUGGCUGUUUUUCUUUUGCAUGUCGAAUACUGUGGUUGAAUAAGACCUUUUUUCUUUCUUUCA